GCUACCUCACUGAUAUUGAAUUUAACACUCGAAUUGAACUGUAGUGUUAAAAUCAACUUCAUAAAAAUGUUUAUUCUUGAAUUUUUUUUUAGUUUGAUUUUUAUUGUCUCUCCACUUUUUGCUGAAGAUAAAUGUGAUAAAACUAAAUGUCCUGGUCCAUUAAGAUUUUACAAUGAAAUCAAGUGUAAACCAAUUUACAAAACUCCCGACGAAUGUUGUGCCGUGAAAUAUGACUGUUCUCAUAUUGAAGAAAGAUUCAAAUCAAAAAAGUGUUAUGUAAAUGACAACGUUUAUGAGAUCGGUGAGAUGUUGAAGGAAGAAGACUCAUUGCGCUGUUCCUUUGGCUGCAUUUGUUUAGAAAGUUUUCGGGGAUUGAUGGAAUUUACGUGUCCAAUAGUAGAUUGUUUUAAUUUGCCACCUAAGCCUGGAUGUUAUCGUGAAAUUUCUCCAGAUAAAUGCUGUCCAGGUGCAGAAAUUUGUCCUAGAAAUCCUGUAACUUGUCUUGUUGAUGGAAAAACAUUAAAAGAAGGUGAUUCUUUCCAACCAAAAAACAAGACAGAUUUCAUUUGUUUUUGUAAACCAGGAUAUAAAGGUGAAAAUGUUAAACCCUUCUGUUAUGAUCUAGAAGAAAAAUCAUGUGGCAUUGAACUCCAUAAUAACUAUGAAUUGAAAGAAAAAUGUGCUCCAAUUUAUCGUUAUCAAGAGCAUCCGCAAAUUUCUUGCAAUAGUUUUUUCAGAUGUCCUGAUGCAAAUGACAAACUUAUUUCCCGUUCAACAGAAGUUGAAAACCCUUCCAAUGACAAAUCAGAUACUUGCGUAUUUGGAAAAAUUGUCAUGAAAAUUGGUGACGAACUUAAUCCAAAAACGGACGAAAUGAGAAGAUGUAUUAAAUGCAAAUGUGAAGUACCACCGACUCCUACAUGUCAAGAAAUUUCCAAUAAACCAUGUGAUGUAUCAUAAACUGAUAGAUUUGUUUUAAUAUUAGAUUUAACAAAGUCUAAAAAUUAAAAAUAAAUACUUACUAAUUAGUUGGACUUUAGAAUAUAAAUAAUUUAAUUGUUAAAAAUAAGGGGAAUUGAUGAAGAAUAAUAUAUUGGAAAACUUAAGAAGUGUACAAGAAAUAAAUAAAUUUUAUAUUUAUCUUUAUCUAUGAAAAAUAAUAAUUAAUAAAUAAGGGUUUCAUUAUCUCUUUUAGAAUUCGCUUCUGAAAAAUAUGAAUUUAUUGUUAAUCACAUAUACUGUAAA
Molecule: messenger RNA, 1245 nt
Organism: Leptopilina boulardi
Lineage: Eukaryota; Metazoa; Arthropoda; Insecta; Hymenoptera; Figitidae
Exons: 7
Coding region: 67-960 (297 amino acids)
Source: RefSeq, a predicted model, not a curated record